Messenger RNA from Varroa destructor (honeybee mite), 8608 nucleotides. RefSeq names its product RAS oncogene family member Rap1 (gene Rap1). Gene Ontology annotation, biological process: Rap protein signal transduction. The record is from RefSeq and is a predicted model, not a curated record. Lineage: Eukaryota; Metazoa; Arthropoda; Arachnida; Mesostigmata; Varroidae. Gene Ontology annotation, molecular function: GTP binding; GTPase activity. Gene Ontology annotation, cellular component: membrane.
CUUGACGAAACACACGCGAUUCCGUGUACUACUGCUGCCUGUUUUCGCAUUAUUGCUAAAUAGAAGCAAUUUAAUUGAUUGGAAGACUAUUGGAUACGGCCUUUUUGGUCGUUGUGAAGUAAACACAAACCUUCAAAAUGAGGGAGUACAAGAUCGUGGUGCUGGGUUCCGGUGGUGUGGGCAAAUCGGCCCUAACGGUGCAAUUUGUACAGGGCAUUUUUGUCGAGAAGUAUGAUCCUACCAUCGAGGACUCAUACCGAAAGCAGGUGGAAGUCGAUGGACAGCAAUGCAUGCUGGAAAUCCUAGACACGGCGGGCACAGAGCAGUUCACGGCGAUGCGUGACCUCUACAUGAAGAAUGGCCAGGGUUUUGCUCUCGUCUACUCAAUCACUGCACAAUCGACCUUCAACGAUUUACAGGACCUUCGUGAGCAAAUUCUACGUGUCAAGGACACGGACGACGUGCCGAUGAUUCUGGUAGGCAACAAGUGCGACCUCGAGGACGAGCGGGUGGUGGGCAAGGAACUGGGGGCUAACCUAGCGCGACAGUUUAACAACUGCGCAUUCCUUGAGUCGUCCGCCAAGGCCAAAGUGAACGUGAACGAGAUCUUCUACGACCUCGUGCGCCAGAUCAAUCGGAAGAACCCCGAGCGAAAGCAAAAUCCUUCCAAGAAGCGCCACAAGUGCACCCUGUUCUAACUCCUUUUGUGCUGCUUGCUUCCCUUUUGAACCCUCAUUUACUUGACUCUUCACCGCUUCACGGCUUCCUUCCUCCUUCAAUCCUUCCGUUUUUACACUCUUAUCAGCAAUACCAUUAAGACUAUUAUUACCAUUUACAAUGAAUUAUUCUAUUAUAUAAUAAUUAUACAUAUUAAUACAACAGUAUAUGACAGGAAAACAGACAGAUACACACGUAAAAACAAACGCAUACACACACAGAUUUGCAAACAAAGUCCAUACAAUAUCAGUAAACACCAGCAACGACCGACAGAACUUUUUUCCGAUAGCGAAGCAAUGGAGGCAUCACAGUUAUUGAUGAUAAAGCAUUAUUAAAAUAAGAAUGAUGAUGUUAUUACUACUAAUAUUAUGACAAGCAUUAUCGAGUGUGACAACAGCCAAAAUUAGUAGAACAAAAAAACUGGCUAAAGCCAAACCGUUUCGGUAUAACAGUGACAACUUCUUGCAAAUAGAUAAAUGAUUCCACUAGGUAGGCUUGCUUCAAUGACAUACAAAAGCGACAAUGAUACCAGUUAGAGGCAGCAGAAGCAGCGGAGUAACAACUACCAAUAGGUGUUGGAAACGAAGGCAAACUGACCGAGCAUCCCACGAUUACAAAAAGAAGGAAUUAAUAUGGAAGUUGUGUAGUAGCUGUCGUCGGCGCUGGAUUUUUGUGAAAAUUCAAGGCUUCGUUGGGGCAAACGACUGAGAUAGUCGGAUCAUCGAACCUGCUUGUCCGACGAAAGGCUUUCGCCUGCAAGGGUAAGCGCAUGUAACGCACGAGCAGAAGCUACGAUUAAGAUGAUGGCCUGUCAGUAAGAAUUAAACAUGAUGGCUACACAAGUUUAAAAGUUUAGUUGUAGUGGAAAAAGAAGAAAAGAGCUUUUAUUUGACAAGGGGCCGUCGUCUGACUGCCAUUCGGCUGUUACUACUGCCAGCUGCGUUGGUUAGAUGUUGUUCAGAUGCGUACGAUACGGCGGCGUUACGACAUGCACGACGAUGUUAUUGAAUCAUGCAGGUAAAACAGCAGUAAUAACACUUAUUAUUGCUGCUGGUAGUAAGGUAACGGCAUAACUAUCAACGAUUAGCAGAAGAACUUGAUACGACUUGAUAGUGCCGUCUGCACAUAUAGCGGCCAUAGAGUGAAAGAAUGACCGUAAAAGUCUCUCUUUUGAAUGGCAUGAAAGGCAGACGACGAAGCAACUGGAAAAAUGCGCCAUGUGGCGCUGCUGUAGUAACAAUAAUGGCAAACUUUAAACAAACACACAAAUAUCUCUCCCCUCUCUCUUUCUCUCUCUCCAUAUAUAUAUAUAUAUAUAUAUAUAUAUAUAUAUAUAUUAAUAGAACAUGUCAAAUUAGCUGUGACGACAGAGAAAGCAAGACAGAACGAAAGCAAGCGAGAAAGAAUGAAUGAAAUAGAGAGAAAGCGAGUGAAAAACUUGAAAAUGGUGAGGAAAACGUCAUGACCCAUCAUCUCAUCCGCAUCCCGCAAUUUCAUGCACACGCAUGCAGCAAACAACUAUAAAAGGGAAAGCCUACAGCGACGAGUGUUGUGCAGAACGGUACAAUAUAUAUAUAUAUAUAUACAUAUAUAUAUAUAUAUAUAUAUAUAUAUAUAUAUGGGUAGAUAAAUAAGUUAGAACUGUUUUGACAAAGAUAGCGGAGCCGUCAAAUGCUAAAAAAAGGUGGACAGACAGAAAAACAUCAGAACGAAAAAUUUAUAGGUAUAGUAACAGACGCUGGAUAAUGACGGGGGUCACUACUUCACAAAAGAGCAUUUAGCUGCUCAUUCAACAACGACAGAGUCUUACGUCAACAGUAAUAGAAUGAUUGAAAAAGUUGCUGGAAGAAUCCGUCUGUUUAAGAUGACAUUAUUACAGAUGACGAACAUUAAAUGUUAAGAAAGGAACGAUGCAAGCCAUUUUGAUCAACGUUACAUCGUCACCUCCUACUUUGUUUUAUUGCUUCGAUAAUAUUGCUUGGUCAAAUUUCAUCAUAAAACAGAAAGAAACUUUUAUAAAAUGAUAAUUUCGGAUGAAGAAUAUAGCCCAACUUUGUUGUUUAUCUUAUCAGACGAAAAAGGAUCGUAAUAACAACCAUAAUAAUCAAUAAGGAUGAGUUAAUGACAUGUUUGUCGUCAUCUUUGAUGAGGGAUAAAUGCGUGAUUGAUGACAAAAAAUCAAUUUUUACUUUGCGACUUCAAUCCCAAUGACGAUUGGGUACGUGUAACCAAUAAUAACGCAAGGCGUCGGAACUAAAGAUGAUUAUAAGGUGGACCUAGGGUAAGCGAUGUAAGAAAACAAAAAAGAACCAAAUUUCCAACUCAUCAUAACUGUUUGAAAUAAAGAAGAUAUUGGAAAAAGAUGAAUUCGUCUACGUUUUUGAUAAGGCAUAAUACUUGACGGUAGUAACUGAGGAUAGAAAUAUCAGACCACACGAGUGAAUCGACAACAGGUGACGCCUGUUGCGAUGGCAACACAACUCGCACUCGAUGCUCUACCAAAAUGACAAGCAAUCACCGGCUCGUCACUUACCAACGGUUGGCAGAUAAGCCAACUAAGAUAAGAAGAGAUAUUACUAGUUCAACCAGCCGCAUGCUAGCCAGACUGGGCAUGGACCAACGUGCACGUACAGCACGUUUACAGAGGUUGUUCGACACCUGCGUGUCACUUCGCCCUCAAUCUGCUUCCGAUUCAUCCUGAUUCAAUACGGCUUCGCAAGUGUGUGAUGUUAGGCAGUGCCUGCCGUUUCGUUCUAUUGUUGAAUGAGCAGAUCAGCAACUAUUCAAUCAAUGUGAUAAGGUUAAUGGUAAUAAAGAUGACCCCCCAACGGUAGCAACGACCAUCGAAUGAUCCAGUUCCUACUAAUGCAGAUAGUAACUCCGCUAUAAUAACCAUAUUUUCAUUAGUAGCAAUGCCCAUACAAUUGUCAUACGUCAUGCAAUACGUAUAGGCAGUUGGCUAAAUAAACUGUCUUAAAUAAUAAACAUUUCACAUUUUGUACGAUCACUACGUUAACUACUGUUAACUGUUGAUGGGAUUACCGGUACGUGGCAAAAUAUGUAUACGGAAGAUUUUCUACGUCGACCCGAGGGUAGAGCUGGGUGAAUAUAUCUGUGCCAAUUGGGUUGUUGAGGGUAAUCAGCUAGUGUAUUUUUUUUCUUCUCUUUGAAACCAGCGCCUUUUUCAUCUUUUUCGAUAUUGUAUUUGAAUUGUAUUGUCUAUCGCUCGCCGGGUAGCUGUAUAUAAUUGUUUCGCUUGCCUAUCAGAUGCUGUUCCGAUGAAAAUUCGCUAACAAACAAACAAACAAACCUUGUUGUUCCGAACGAAAGUUCGUGUGGUGUUUGGCCAGUAAGAUCCGGACCAACCAAUUUCUUCUGUGCUCUUACUAGAGACAGUAAGCUUAGGUGAGUGUAUGCUUCCGUGACAAAAACGGUUCACGCCAAUCAUACUACUUCAUCGUACGUGUGUCUGUCUGUCUAUAUACGUAAAUGCGCUAUCGACGGGUACAGAUCAGCUUUGUACCGCGAUAAGCUUGUAUGGUUCGAUGCAUAUUAAAAUCGAUCUUGAAAAAAAAUAGUAGCUGCGAUAUUAUCAACGCAAUAAAUGACUUCCUGUCCACUUUAUGAAAGCGCACUCGUACCAGCGGAAGGUGAAUCGAGAAGUCCUAUUUUCCACUGCGAACCGUUCGUUUUUUUCAUCUUCCUUACCCCCAACUUUCUCUGUCUAUACAUAAAUGAUGACAAACAUCUAUCUAUACACAUAUAUAAUUGUUACAACUAUUACCCUGAGAGCAGAACGAAAAAUCUUCGUCGUCAGUGCUGUCAUGUUAAACCUUUACUUUAGUUCGUCGACAUGUUAUUAUAGAAAAGAUGAAACGACUAGUAAUCAAAAGUACAUUUUCAUCAUUAUUGUCAACCUGCACUGACAUAGGCUGUUCAUAAGCUUCUUCUAUUUUGUGCCUGUUUACUCACGAAUUUACGCUUUCUACAAGUAUUAGUAUUGCUUGAGCAAGACAUGGCUGUUACACGUGACACAAAGGCAACAACAGUAUGAACAUCUGAAUGAAAACGCUCGUAGACAAAUUACCACCUAUAGAAAACUGUUAAAUGCGGAUCUCCAAUAAUGAGCAAACUUAAGAUAAUGCAUGUCUGCCCAAGUCGUCAUUCCUAGAAUGUUUCGUUCCACUUCCUUAAGGUCGCUGCGCACCGUUUGUACUAGUCACAAUUUGCUGAACUUCAUUGGCGCCUUUCUUGACGGCCGGCUCAAAAAAACAAGACGUUAUAUAAGUCGCGAAGGGGUCGCUGUUAAUUGAGGAUAUCAGGAGGAAGGCAUCGUUUGCGGCAAAAGGGAUUGACUCAAAAUUAUUAACUUGUUGAUUUCCUAGGUUGGCCCCUACCCCCGUCACCGCACUCCUCGGCCAGUCGCAGCACUCGACCUCUUGACAAGUGCCGUACCUUUUGCUGCUUCACAGGGCGAACAUAGCAAGCCCAAGACCCAAUACAUUAGCUAAUGCAAAAAAUAGAAAACCGAUCUUCAGGCCCGACAUUCAGGGAAUUCAUAAGUAACAUUUCGGUAUCGGGAAGGAAAGCUCAGCUGUACGUACAACACGUCCUCAUCAUGUCAUCAAAAACUGAACGCUUUAAGAUUUUAUCAAAGACGAUGACGUUCAACUGAGAGACAUUACUCAGGACGGCUGGUACAACAAACGUUAUCUGUCUCUGAUCCUGUAUAACAGAAGAAAACGGUGCACGGCUCAAUAUCGACGGCAAAAUGAAAGACGGAAAAUGGGUCUGCUAUUGAUCGCGAAAACACAGCUGCACAGAGUCGUCACACAGACAAUUCAGCGCUUCAUGCAUUAGACCGCCAUGUUGUCCGCCUCGCUUCAUCGAUUAUAAUAAUCGUACAAGCAAAACUGUAUGAACCUAUGCUCACCUACUCAUAGCGUAUGCUGAAGCACAUAAGUGUAGUAUUGGCUGCCGGCAGAAGACAACUUGUGAACGAUAUAACGUGGACAAUUGAAAUCAGAAAAUUAUCACGUGGCUGUUCCAUACGUCAGUCAAUCGCAUCAGCGGACCGAAAAUUUUAGUAGAUCUGUAAGCACUAAUCUUCUCUUCCUGAAAAGUACAAUCAUCUAUUUUUGAUCCGAGAGUUCAGGAUCUGCAACGUCGCCAUCAUUUACGAGAUCAGUCCGCAUUGAUGCUCAUCCAUCGACAUUUUUGUCCUACCCAGCCCAAUCGCCAACAAACAACAGAAGCAAGCUUAAGCCACUGAUAUUCAUUGAUAUUGGGAGAAGCGUUCAGUACUGAAACCAACCGCUAUUCCCUAACAUCGAGUGAGCACCAACGUCAUUCUCAUAUGGAUAAUUGAAAACGUUCAUUAGUUCGAUGAAGUUGAGAAGGAUAGCGUCGACUUUACUUCGCAGAGAGAACAUAUAAAUAAGCUCAAACGUUAUCUAUGGUUAGAGGUCUAUAGGGGUUCAGUGUCUGUCAAUAUCGACAUGUGUUAAGGGUGUUCUGCAAGAAUCGCCAACUUGAAGUUUUCUAGGGUGAUUGGCACAAGUCGAGCAGAUAAAUGUAUACAUGCACACAAACAAAAGAAAGACCACGACGAAACAUUAAAUCAAAGGGAGACGGACAAGACUGGAAAUGUUUGCUAAGCAGAUUAGAUGCUCCUUUAGAUAAGGGCUCCGACAAAAUAUUACUAGUGGGAUUGAUCUUGGCCGUCUCUUCCUUUGGCGACAGAAUCUUCCUAGCCAUGAUGAACGCAAAGACUUUCGUAAAAAGACGCGUCUUGGGAAGAAGAUAUGGGGAAAGACAGACAGAGAAAAACGUCAUGUUCUAACAAUAAACAGGUAACGGAUACCUGCUAAUAAUAAUGGUACAUACAAUAGCUGGAAGCUGGCCAACUCUGGCAUCGAGAUAAUGUAGAGAUAGAAAUAAUAUAAUAACAACAACAAGAGUGCGAUGGAGGAGUCGUACUGCCUCAUCGAUCGAUAUUCCGUAACACAGCGAACACAGUAAUCUUAACGGUAACUUUCUAAUAUUGAUUAAUGAUAAUGAAAAUGAAUAAUGGAAAUAAAUAAGGUUAUGUGACUAUUUAAAGGUGAUUCUUAUCAGUGUUACUGAGAUAAUUAAAUGAAGACAUGUGAAAACCGUUAUAUAUAUAUAUAUAUAUUAAGCAAAUUUACAUAGAGAAGUCAGGGCGGGAAUUCACGAUCUUGCAAACCCUCUCGAACAAGCACGCUUUUUAGUUGCUACAUAACACGUUCACUAAAACUACUACUACUACUACUACUACUACAUCUAAUAGUAAUCGUUUUUAUUGUUAUAAUAACAACUUUGAAACAAUGAAGACAAACAUCCAAGCGUUGAUUAGUGGCUAUCGUGAACAGUCUGAAUGAAAACCUCUGGUAAAAAAGGUGGCUGGCUGCAAGCGAGCGACAAAGCGUGCAUGAAAAUGGACGGGCAGAAUGUGAGGCACACCUUACUUUUCCUAAAAGACACUAUAGGCCACUCAGCCCUACUUUUUUUUUUUUUUUUUUUCGGAAAAAGAAAUCAGUAUCAGUAUCAGCGCAUUCUGCUCUGGACGAAGUGAUUUUGUCGGUGACGCAGGUUUCGUUAUCAUAGCAUAAAGAAGUAAGCUUCUUUCGAUCUGCACUAGUCAAUAAUCAUAAUGAUAUUAAUGGCAUAAAUGCCAUUUAUCUAAGGCAGAAAACUGCAGUGUCCGAAGUGAAGCCGUAAAACAAUAUCGAUCUUCUUUUUUUGGGCGUUUGAAAAUUUCACGUAGUCACGCAUACAGCGGUGCACCGAAUGUCACUUGAAGAAAUUCUGAGACCUGAAUAAAAAACCUGAAUUCGAGUAAUAUGUGAUGACUGCAAAAAAAAAAAACAUGAUUGUGUGCGUAUUCUAUCACCUGUCGCCUAAGAACAGCAACAUGAUAAACAUUACACGAUGAAUCAUUCUUAGUAAUUUUCAAACAAUGAAAAUCUCUCCGACUUCAAUGACCUAUUUUUCCUCUGGUAGGCUUGCUAUUCAUUCACGUUUGAACAGGCGACACAAAUCGACAAAAUCGAGCUCAAGCUACGUCUAUGAAUCGAGGGCAAUAGAGAAUGGGACCGUGGCAAAACGAGUAGGAGAAUCUUUCGUAAAACGAAAAGCAUCGUAUUAAUGCACACACACCAAUGUUAUACUAAAAAAAAACUUGUGCGGGCAACACUUCCUCCAAUAUCGAAACUGGGAGUCAUCUCGUUCGGUUUAAGUUCGAGCCCGUUACGUUUACUCUUCGUUGCUCUGCGCGAACAGAUCCGCCUAGAUUGGGUCGGAAUUCAUUGCCACGCCUGACCUCCGAGUCGAAACAGUGAUUGUAACUUCGCCCGCAGUCAUAAAUCAUAUAUAGCUAGUAACUAAUAAAUAAUAGUAACGUCUAUGGAUAAGUUCGUCAACUCAAAUAAAGCCACACGCAUUACGGAGUUUCCCACCCACAUUGGCAGCAGUAUUAAUAGACCCAUAGCCCUAUUUACUGAAACAAUGAACAGCGUACUAAUAACUUAUCAAUCUUCAACAUUUUCGACGGUGACCGAAGCAAACAGUUAGGGAACAAAGUCUUUCUUCCGCCGAAAAGUCGAACUUCUUAGCGUCUACCACCUCAGCGUUGACAAGAGAGCAAUUCUUUCUUUUGUACGCUAAGCUAAAAUAAGUAUGGCAGUAUAAAUCGUUAAUGUACUACCAUGAUUGAGCAGAUGCUGGAAGAUCGUAAAGAAAAUAAUCAUGAGUGACGGCAAUAACCACAAUAAUAUAAAUCGCACGUUUUUUUUUCUCACAUGAACGCAAUAGAUAUGCAAUUAAACUGUGGCUGGACAGGCACAUACAUGCAUCCACAUAGAAAGCUAUA